AUGGAGGAGGAACCGACCGAUGGCAUCCAGCAUGGACAUAUUACUAGUCUAAGCGUGAUGAGGACUCACAGGCGGUUGGGUAUCGCCGAGCGACUCAUGCGACUGAGCCAGCGAGCCAUGGCCGAAGUUUUUAAUGCUUCGUAUGUAUCACUUCACGUCCGACAGUCGAACGUUGCCGCUUUGCACCUCUAUCGCGAUACACUUGGCUUCGAGGUCGAGAAGGUCGAGUCGAAGUACUACGCAGAUGGUGAAGAUGCGUAUGCUAUGAAGAUGGAUCUCACUGAUAUGCAAAUAAAAAAUGUGCCUGAAGUAGAUGGCGAAGAUGCAGACGAGGGUGGAGAAGUUGGCAGCAUGGGCAAAAAGGGUGAUGAUGGUAAAGGGGGCAAGGAGAACAAGGAGGGAAAGGAAAAGAUGAUCAAGGUUAAAGUAGGAAGAGGGCUAGGAGUUGGAGAUCUAGUGGAAAGGAAUGAAAGUACAAAGUCGUGA
Molecule: messenger RNA, 486 nt
Organism: Endocarpon pusillum Z07020
Lineage: Eukaryota; Fungi; Ascomycota; Eurotiomycetes; Verrucariales; Verrucariaceae
Exons: 2
Coding region: 1-486 (161 amino acids)
Biological process (GO): N-terminal peptidyl-glutamic acid acetylation
Cellular component (GO): NatA complex
Molecular function (GO): protein-N-terminal-glutamate acetyltransferase activity; protein N-terminal-serine acetyltransferase activity
Source: RefSeq, a predicted model, not a curated record